GUUGUUAUACUUUGUUUGUUGUAUUGUCAGGAGUUGUCGAGCGAGAUUCAUACUUCCUGGUAAAGCAUUCAGGAAAAAGUGAUUUUCGAAGAUUUUGUAGUCGUCUGUUUCAUGUUCGCUAGCCUACAAGCGUCACGUCACAAACACUUGAGGGAUAAGUUUUGGAAAAAGCAAACCAGUCACCGGAUUCAACUACUGUCACCAUCGCAACUUGGACCAGAUAACGGCCGCCACUGCUAGCGAUUUCCUGUUCUCAACAUAGCUAGCUAGUUCGGUGAACGAUUUUGGGUGGUGAAAAACAUCGAACCGUGCAAAAUGACGGUGGCGGCUUCAAACUGGGGUUUGAUCACGAACGUGGUCAACAGCAUCGUUGGAGUGAGCGUGCUGACCAUGCCUUUCUGUUUCAAACAGUGUGGGAUAGUGCUGGGGACUCUGUUGCUGUUCUUCUGUUCGUGGAUGACCCACAAGUCAUGUAUGUUUCUGGUCCACACGGCCAGCAGCACCAAACGCAGGACCUAUGCUGGCCUAGCGUUCCAUGCCUACGGCAAACCAGGAAAAACACUGGUGGAGACCAGUAUGAUAGGUCUGAUGUUGGGGACCUGUAUUGCCUUCUAUGUCGUCAUCGCUGACCUGGGCUCUAAUUUCUUUGCCCAGUUGUUGGGCCUACCGGUGUCAUUUGGUUUCCGUGUGCUGCUGCUGAUGGCGGUGUCUCUGUUCAUCGUGCUGCCUCUCAGUCUGCUGAGGAACAUGAUGUCAUCUAUCCAGUCCUUCUCUGCCAUGGCCCUCAUGUUCUACAUGUUCUUCAUGUUCACGAUGGUGCUGUCCUCAUUCAAACACGGGCUACUCAGUGGCUUUUGGCUGGGGCGGGUCAGUAUGGUGCGCUGGGACGGCAUCUUUUGCUGCCUCCCUAUCUGUGGCAUGGCCUUCGCCUGUCAGUCGCAGGUGUUGCCUACCUACGACAGUCUGGACGAGCCCUCCAUCAAACGCAUGAGCACCAUCUUCACCACCUCCCUCAACGUCGUCACCACCUUCUACAUCACGGUGGGAUUCUUUGGCUACGUCAGUUUCACGGACGACAUAGCCGGUAACGUUCUGAUGAACUUCCCUUCUAACCCGGUGACUAAGAUGAUCCGGGUGGGCUUCAUGAUGUCAGUGGCGGUGGGCUUUCCCAUGAUGAUACUGCCCUGUAGACAGGCCAUCAACACCAUGCUGUUCGAACAACAGCAGAAGGAUGGGACGUUUACUGCAGGGGGGUACAUGCCUCCAUUGCGCUUUAAGAUGAUCACCUUCGCCAUCGUCUUCGGAACCAUGCUGGGAGGCAUCCUCAUCCCCAAUGUGGAGACCAUCCUGGGUCUGACUGGAGCCACCAUGGGUUCCCUCAUCUGCUUCAUCUGCCCUGCCCUCAUCUACAGAAAGAUCCAGAAGAAUGGACUCACCGCACAGUUGGUGUUGUGGGUUGGGUUAGGCAUCUUGCUGGUCAGCACCUUCACCACGGUGUCAAUCUCAGCCAGUGACUCCACCCCCAAGCAUGCCCCUCCUCCCCCUGCAGCUGACAAGAGUGCCAUCUUGAGAGUCCUUCCUGACAUGGCUGAUUUACUGAACGCAGUAGAGAAGCCGGUGGUAGCAAAACAGCCUGAGGUGAAGCCUGUGUUGGUGGAGAGGCAUAAGGCCCCUGCUGCUUUAGAGCCAGUCCAUCCAGUAGAGAGACAGCAGGAACAGACUGAGCCACCCCAGAUCAAAGGACCUGAACAAGGAGUUCCAGACAGGAAGGAGGAGGAGGAAGUGCAGCUGGACCGCCCUGAUGCAGGUGUGGCGGUACCUGACGGGGAGGCCCAUCGGCACGAGCCGCCCAUCCCCCAUGAUGAGGUCCAGAUAGAGAAGAGGAAGAAUGACGCAGAGCUGGAGGAGGAGAACCAACCUGCAGAGGGAGGAGAAGAGUCUGAGGGUCAAGGAGUGGCGGACCAGGAAGAGGUGAAGAAUAAAGAGGGAGGAGAGGAGGAGGAGAAACUUCCUUUGUUGGUGAAAAAGGUGGAAGUGGGAGGAGCCGAGGUGCAGUCCAAUGCGGUGCUGGAGAAGCCUGACCCGGGGGCGGGGAAGAAACAGGAAGUCCCAACCCUAAAGCAAGUGGAGAAAAUUGCCCCAAUGCUUGUUGGGAAGGAUGUGGUGGCUGAGCAGGCGCUGGUUGAUGCGGCCAAAGCCCCAGAGGUUGCUGGGAAACGUGAGCCGGCGGCCCCAGUUGCUGAAGCAGUGGUUCCCGUGGCAGCAGAGGGGGCUGCUGUUCCAGAGGUUAAGGAGAGAGGAGUGGAGGACAAGAUGGAUGAGGGUCAGUUGGACCAUGCUGCUCUGCUGCAGGUUAUAAAGGAGCAGCAGGAGCAGCAGAAGAGACUGUUGGACCAGCAGGAGAAACUACUGGCUGUCAUACAGGAACAGCACCAGGAGAUGCACCCCAGAAAGACCGAUGGAGCUUCAGAGGCCGAUGCAGAGAAGGGGGUCCAGGAGGAGGGGGGCGCAUCCAAACCCAAAGACCCAGCUCAAGGUGGUCUUGCCCUGGCCUCAGACACCAUGGAGCCUGGGGAGCCCGCUGGAGCUCCACAGGCCGGAGGGGCCGAGCCUCACAUCCAGCCCCACAAUGAGGUCCUCCCUGUGGAGAAGAGUGCAGAAGAGCAGGUCUUCAAAGUGGUUGCCUCUGUUAUUGCCAAACAAGAAGUACUUCUGGAGGUCCCUAAACGGCCCGUUUUGGCUGAGGCAGCAAUCGUGGCAGAGGUGGAGGCCCCUAAGGAGAGGGACCUUGGGGCUAGGGGAGAACCUCUGGGUCAGGAGGUGACAGAGGGGAUGAAGGUAGAACCAGCCCAGCUGCCACCUGCCAAAGCUGAGGACGGGGUAGUUAAAGGAGAAAGAGAGACUGGAGGAAGUGAGGAUUGAUAGAGUGGUGCGGCGGAGGGUGGAGGAGGAACGGUUGGAUAGGUAGAGGAGGGAGAAACUGUCGAGAGAGCUGGAGAUCGAAAACUCCAGAGUAGAGAAGGAGGGAAUAGAGGCUGGAAAAGGAGCGAGCAGAGAGCGAGAGAGCGGAGUGAGGGAGGAUCCAGUGGGAGAAGAUGGAGAGAGAGGUGAUGGAGAGAGCGGAGAAGGAGAAAAAGGACCAGGAGCAGAAGGAGAAAUUGGCACAGCUGGAGAGCACCAUCAAGGCCCGGGAGGAGCAGGCUCUGGCUCCAGCUGGGCCAGGACCUGUCAAACCAGGAUUAGGAGAAGAACUAGGGGCUGUGAAGAAGAGUGGACGGGACCUGAAGGAGAGGGCGACCGUCCAGUCAGACUCCAGCGAUGUUGUUGAAGAGAAGACCCACAAAGCCCAGGACCAGGGGGUCCAGGAGAAGGCCAGGGACCAAGGAGACAUGGACCUGAGAAGGAGGAGGAGAGCCCUGGGGGUAGGAGGGGUAGGGGAGGCUGGGGGUUCCAGGAGGGGUGUGCUGGGGCUGGAGCCCUUCUUGGACAUGGGGGGGUGGGAUCUCCAUGCAGCCCUGGAGGCACCGCCACUCGGGGAGCACUGGUACACACACGCCAGAUAAAACAGACCUCUGAGCUUGAGAGAAACGAGUAACUGGGAGUGUUCUUUUACAUUUGUAAAUUUUUUUUAACCUUUAUUUAACCAGGCAAGUCAGUUAAGAACAAAUUCUUAUUUUCAAUGACGGCCUAGGAACAGUGGGUUAACUGCCUGUUCAGGGGCAGAACGACGGAUUUGUACCUUGUCAGCUCGGGGCUUUGAACAACCUUCCGGUUACUAGUCCAACGCUCUAACCACUAGGCUACCCGGUAUACACGCACAUGAAUACGGUAUAACAUACACUCACAGACAGUUGGGUUGGACUGUGCAAAUCCCUGUAUUUACACAAACACUCGCAUAUAGUUGGUUAGAAUGUGCACACCCUAUUCUCUCUCUCUCACACACACACAUGUACAGUUGGUAGUUAUACAGGCGUUCAUACUAUUCACAACACACAUUCUUUCUCUCCCACACACAGUCAUGUUCCAUGGAUCAUACUCUGCCUUACCACCUGUCUUCAUAAUACCUGACCAGUACAGGAGGAUUGUGAGUGUGUGAGGUGCAUUGAUUGUUAUAGGGAACAUUCUGGCUUUUUACCAAUUAUUUGCAAAAUAUCUGAUUGGUCAUAAUACCAUUUAUUGGCUGAAGAUGGAUCAGCAUUGGGCUGCCUGUGUCUUCAUUUGACCCUAGUCUGUGUUCUUCUACCAAAUAGGAUUAUUUUUUUUAGCAUCCUCCUUCCAUGAUUCCAGAAGACAUUGCAGAUAUAGUGAUGAUAAAGAUAUUGUAGCAAUGAUCAAAUAUAUUGUAGACUAUUCUAUAAUAAUUUGCUGUAUUAUGCUGCCAUAAAUCUAUUUAAAAUAGAUUUGUAUGUAAAUAUUAACUUAUUUUAGUUUUUUUUAUUAAGAAGCUCAAUGCUCUACUGUAAUGUAUGUUAAGCUAUGCAAUACCACAUGCCAAGUUUCCUUUUGUCCUGUGUGUUUGAGAGAGCAAUGCACCACCUAUCCGGCUAUCCAAUGGCUGCGUUUGAGUCACUUUAAAUCUCUUGAUACUUCUAGGUGAUGUGGAGUUUUCGUUUUGGCUCUGUAGAGAUGACUUGUGGUUGUUUUUGUUACUGUAGUGCUUUUGUUAAGCCCUUUGAAAUGUAUGUUAUUGUGAGCUGUAAAUAGUGUAUAUGUUAUUUUCUGAACGUAGCUAAAUGUUCUCAUGCUGCUUUUUCUGACAUAUUUUUGGAAAACAUUCAUAGUACAUUUAAUUAAGGAUAAAUCGGUUAGCUUCCUUGCUUACAUUUUCCUCUCGAUUUUAAACCAGACUUCCAUUUUGAUGAGUACAAACUGCUACUGUAGUGUUGUAUAGUGUAGCCUUAUUUCUACACUGACUGGUCAAAACAUUAAGAACACCUUCCUAAUAUUGAGUUGCAACAACCCCCCUUUUGUCCUCAGAACAGCCUCCACUCUACAAGGUGUCAAAAGCGCCCCAGUGGGAUGCUUCCCACAGUUGUCAAGUUGGUUGGAUGUCCUUUGGGUGGUGGGCCAUUCUUGAUACACACAAACUGUUGAGUGAAAAACCCAGCAGUAAAGGAGUUCUUGACACACUCAAACCGGUGCGCCUGGCACCUACUACCAUACCCCAUUCAAGGGCACAUUAAUAUUUUGUCUUGCCCAUUCACCCUCUGAAUGGCACACACACAAUCCAUGUCUCAAGGCUUAAAAAUCCUUCUUUAACCAGUCUCAUCUACACUGAUUGAAGUGGAUUUAACAAGUGACAUCAAUAAGGGAUCAUAGCUUUCACCUGGAUUCACCUGGUCAGUCUGUCAUGGAAAAAGCAGGUGUCCAUAAUGUUUUGUACAAUUCCCAAACAUUUUACCCACAAAGGAGUUCUGAAUCCAUAACUCUGGUUCUACAUUCCAUGUUCUGGUUCUACUCUCUCCACCUUUCAUACAUGAUGUUUUCCAUGACUUAAAGUAAUGUGGUUAUUUUGUUUAGUCAUAUCCUGUGUGUGUGUGUGGGUGCCACUGCUUUGUGCCUUGUAUUGUAACUUGUAGUGAAAUGAAUGGGCCAAAGUGAGUAACUGUAUUGAUGUAAAUGGAAGUUUCCUUAACCCUGGCUGAAUGUUUCCUAUGAAGUAGGAAUGGCUUCUCUCAUGGUGACAAUGUAAGGCAAAAUACUGGAAUACUUGUAGAGGUGGUUUAUUUAUGCAAUUUAAUUGUCAUCUCUCUGUUCUUGUAGCAUUUGAAACAGUGGCUUUGACUUCUACAAUGGUGCACUGUGCUGUA
This is a messenger RNA of Oncorhynchus kisutch (coho salmon), 5810 nucleotides long. It is a transcript of the gene slc38a10, whose product is annotated as solute carrier family 38 member 10. The transcript is spliced from 16 exons. The record is from RefSeq and is a predicted model, not a curated record. Gene Ontology annotation, biological process: amino acid transmembrane transport. Lineage: Eukaryota; Metazoa; Chordata; Actinopteri; Salmoniformes; Salmonidae. Gene Ontology annotation, cellular component: membrane. Gene Ontology annotation, molecular function: L-amino acid transmembrane transporter activity. Bases 316 to 2922 code for a protein of 868 amino acids.